Molecule: messenger RNA, 711 nt
Organism: Adineta steineri
Lineage: Eukaryota; Metazoa; Rotifera; Eurotatoria; Adinetida; Adinetidae
Source: the annotation of a GenBank genome assembly
AUGGAAUUUGAAAAGAUCCCAUCACUUCCAGAUGCACAUCAACAAAUACGUUUAGGUGAUAUUCAAGUAUCAGGACAUAAAUGGACAGCUGCUAUUGAAUAUUAUUUACGUGCUAUUGAAUAUUUCCAGACAAUACAGAAUACUUUACGUGAUGAUAGUCUAAUAUCAAGUAUUCAAGCUCAAAUAGUGCAAUGUGAGAAGGCAAUUCAUCUUUGUCGUUUAAAAGAUUGUUCCGAACAGGCAAUAAAAGCUGAAUGUCAUUCAAAAUUAAGUCGAGCUCAUUCAGUAUCGAAUAUGGAACCAUCAACAAAACCAACUCGAGUCAUGCAACGACAUAAUACAUUACAAUUAGAAAAUAAUGGUCGUGAUGGUAUGGAUUCAUUUGCAGCACUAAUAUUUCCAAACAAUAAUCGUAAUAUUCAUCGUUCAUCGAAAACUCCACCGCCAAUAAUAGCAAAGAAAAAUCAGAAAAAUGAUUCACAAAAAAUGGAAGAAUUAAAAACAGGUUAUGAAGCAACAAAAACUCAUUUAAAAGUUGCUUUCGAUGAAAUUGAAAGAUUAAAACAUGAAAAUAAUAUGUUACGUAUGCAAAAAGGUACUAAUCCAUUACAAGAGCCAAUUCAUUACAAAGUAUUAUCAAGUAAUUCCGAAGCUAUGGACAAAGAAACGCACCAAGAAGAAACAGAAAGUGAACUUGAAGCUACAUUAUGA